Clupea harengus (Atlantic herring) is the source of this 1969-nucleotide messenger RNA. RefSeq lists its product as uncharacterized. Gene Ontology annotation, molecular function: GTP binding. The record is from RefSeq and is a predicted model, not a curated record. The transcript is spliced from 2 exons. The coding region runs from base 433 to 1866 and encodes 477 amino acids. Lineage: Eukaryota; Metazoa; Chordata; Actinopteri; Clupeiformes; Clupeidae.
CUCCCCCUUUGCUGGUAACCACACCGGAUCAUCUAAUGCGCUUAGCAAAGGGUAAGUCAGAGGGACAUUUUCCCGGAGUCAAGGUGUAACCCGAGGGUUAGGUGAAGCGUGGAGAGAGAUCCCCGCUUCAGAGUAUUCCAAGGGGCAGGACCGUGGUGAGGGUGAACCCAGGGGGAGGAGGCGCAUCUAGUGAUUUGUUCGAACUGAGUGUAGAUUGAUAGGGAGCCGCUGCGUUCUUGCUGUGCGCACUCGGAUGUGAGCGGAAUCUCGCCAAAAUCGCAACUUUUUUGUUGCAAUUCACUUAUUCAAAGACCGCGAAAGUUUUGCCUGGUUGCUUGGAGAAGUGGGAAGGAAUUCAUCGUGCACUGAUUUUAAAAUUUCAUUUUGACGACUGAGUGCCAUUUAGGACAACUCUUGUGCACAGAAGUCAGGAUGUCAAAUAUUUCUGUCAAUGACCAUCUUGAGGGGAUAUUGUCUGAUUUUGAGGCGUUGAAGAGAUCCUUUGAUAUUGACGAUGUGGAUGAGAUCCCCACUUUCUCCCCGGCGUCUCCCGUCACCUCCCCCAUUAGCCCAACCUCCCUUCUCAACAAGACCAACGAGAGCAGGACUCCGUCAAAUCACACGUCCUCACCCUACCGCUCCAGGAUCACGGUGGGCUCGGGCCCUGUGCAGAGCCCCGUGCAGAAGUCCAGAAUGGUCUCUAGCAUGUCCUUCAACCGGGGCACCAUGGGCAAGCCAAACAUCCACGCCACCACUGGCAUCAACCGAGCCGCGUCCUUCCAGAACAAGUUCAAUCCCAACGGCUUCAACUCGUCGUCGGGCCCAGGCAGUGACAACGACAGCCUCCACAGCUCCUCCUCCAGCCUGGAGUACCAGGCCUCCUCCAAGCUGAACUCUUACACGAGCCCGUCCCAGAGCCCCAUGGGAGGGGGUGAGUACAAGGCCCCGUGCAUGACCAGCCCCGUCAUGAAGAAGUUCUCCUCGCACGGGAACAUGUUUCACUCGGAGCUGGAUAACCCGCUGGUCAUCCCCACAGAGCCAAUGGGCAUCACCCACGGCUCCAUGCCCUCUCUAGAUCUCCAGAUCGGGGAGAGCGGCGGGGUGAGGCGCGUGGUUUCGCCGGGAUCUCGAUUCACCAAUGCCGGCAUGCUGCGGAACAACGUCCCUCAGCGCGUGCAGAAUCCCAGUCCGUACGGGAUGGAGCCUUACUCCCCUCCUAACCUCCAGCAGUCCCCCAAACCCAAGGAGCGAGCCAAGCUCAACAAGUUUCCUCUGGAUCUGGACAACCUGGUGGCUAAACCCCAUGAGGAGGUCCCUGUCGCUCCGAAACCCCCUCCCAGGUUCCUACCCAGCUCCAGGAGCCCGUCCAUGUCUGCAAGUCCUUCUGCCUCCAUGAGCAGCUUGGACAGCACUGAUCUGUCCCUAAUUCACCACCACAACAACAACAACAACAUAGACAAGAGGGAGCUUGUGUACUCCCCCGGUGCCUUCCCCGUCCCCUGUGUCAGCCCGUCUCCAGUUCCCCUCUCCCCGGCCCAGACCCCGCGGCUCAACCUGGCCUCCCAGCCUCAAGUUGUCCAGCUCUCUCCGGUCACCCCACCGCCACUCACAUUCCCGGACGACAACGCUAACGAGUCGGACCUGGAUGUGGCCCAGGCCAAGGAGAGUGUUGGCUCGAUACUCCAGAGGAUUGCCUCCUUCGCCCGUGUGGAUGCCAGCGUGCCAGUCCACAGCGUGCCAGUCCCCAGUGUCCCCAGCCCGACCCUUCCUCUCAGCAAUGGCAUAAACAGGGAGUCACCAGCCAUGCAGUACAAGGAACACGACAGGAAGGAUGGUAAGAAAGCGCAUGCUUUUAUAACUGUCUAAUGGGAGUGCUUUCCAACAAACACUUCAAAAGUCAAACCAAGUCAAAACACUUUUGUUCCACUUUGAUGGAGGGUAUACUUGCUUUUUGGGGGGGUCUUUCUGA